AUGCGCACCAGUAGCAGAAGUGCGGCGACAGCAGGAGGCAAACGGGGGGAGGCAAGGCCAGGGCGCGGGACAGGGUACGGCGGGAGUGCGGUAGGGUGCGGCCAGGGCUUGCGCGAACGCGACCAGUGGCACGAUGAGCAGAGCUCCGGCCAGGACAAUGGAACGGCGUCCUACGGCACUGAAUCGACGGGGGGUAGAGGGGGAUUUGGUGGAGAAGCUCACUGCGAGCCUGUAGAGGUGCUAAGUGGGCUCGGGGAGGGCUCGACGACGCUGGAAUCGAAGAUGAACGCCGACGGUGGUCCGACGAAGGGGAUGGAUGAUUCCGGCGGCUUGGCGAUUCCCCGGCUUGAGCUGCUCCUCGGGGACAACGUGGACGACGCAGGCGAUGCCCUAGACACCUCCGAGCGGCGCGGGGUCGACGAGGGGCGCGCGGACGCCGGUGGUCAUGGCGGCGAUGGCUCCGUCGAGCUCGGGAUCGGGCAAGCGAGAGCGAGGGGUGAGAGGGAAAUGGCUAGGUUUUCGUUGGGGGUGUCGAGGUGCGGCCUUAUCCACCCAGGGAGCCGCGGGAUGGCCGACAGCGCGACAUCCACGACGUGGACGGCGUACGAGCAUUGCCAGCGCCAUGGCCUCCCUGCUCUGUUCAAGUGGUAG
Molecule: messenger RNA, 651 nt
Organism: Aegilops tauschii subsp. strangulata
Lineage: Eukaryota; Viridiplantae; Streptophyta; Magnoliopsida; Poales; Poaceae
Source: RefSeq, a predicted model, not a curated record